Molecule: messenger RNA, 1955 nt
Organism: Nasonia vitripennis (jewel wasp)
Lineage: Eukaryota; Metazoa; Arthropoda; Insecta; Hymenoptera; Pteromalidae
Product: short/branched chain specific acyl-CoA dehydrogenase, mitochondrial
Exons: 3
Coding region: 574-1827 (417 amino acids)
Cellular component (GO): mitochondrion
Molecular function (GO): flavin adenine dinucleotide binding; acyl-CoA dehydrogenase activity
Source: RefSeq, a predicted model, not a curated record
CAAUGGACUCGCCCCCGUGGCGGGAAUACAUCCAGCGCGGCGCUGCACGAACUGGAGCAGAAUCGUCAGCGCCCACCGCGUAAAUAUACCCUGCACAGCGGAGGAGAAUUCCCGACUCGAUCCGGAGACCCAUCCAGCAGAAUCUAUCGCGAGUCGGAGCAUCCGCGACUGUUGCGCUUAAAAACGUAGACCGAGAGAGGUCUAGUGUCAAGUGGAUAAUAAUUAUUCGAAAACACGCUUAACUAGCGCAAUCGCGGCGCGUAGAUGGAGCCCUGGUCGAUCGUACGAGAAUAUAAGCACAUAAUAUCAAUCGGCACUGCUUAUGCUGCGCUUACAACGUACAUAUAUGGAUAUUGACGGUGGGGGCGAAGCCAUGCGAACCGCGCUGUUGACUGAUAAAUGAAUAUUCAAGCCGCAUUACCGAGCAACUUGGCCAGCGCGAUUUACAUUGGCCGGAUUAGUCUUGGCUCGCAUGCAGAAUCGGAGCGGCCGCCGAAUACUUGCUGGCUUUCCAUUUCACGCUUGUAGGCUUGCGGGGAGGAAUCACAAGGACUGUCGCGUUGUUUGGAGACGAUGCAGACUCCGUGGAGGAUAGCGGCGCGGGCCGCCAAGUCCGCGGUAGCGGUAGCGAGACGAGCACAGUCCAGCAGCAGCAGCAGCAGCAGCAGCAGCAGCUUCCGACCUCUGUCGCACCUGACGGAGGACGAGGAGAUGAUGCGCGACACGGUGCGUCGGCUGGCAGACGAGGAGAUCAGGCCGUUGGUGCGUAAGAUGGAGUCCGACAAGCGGAUAGACCAGGGCUUGCUGAAGAAACUGCACGAGAGCGGUGUCAUGGGCAUGGAGAUUCCUGCGGAGUACGGCGGCACCGGAGCCAAUUUCACCUCGACGAUGAUCGCCGUCGAGGAGCUCGCGAAGGUCGACGCGUCCAUUGCUGUCCUCGUCGACAUCCAGAACACCCUGAUUAACGCCAUCGUGCGCAAUGUCGGCUCCGAGGAGCAGAAGCGCGAGUACCUGCCGAGGCUCGCCGGGCAAUACGCCGGCAGCUUCUGCCUGAGCGAGGUGGUCUCGGGCUCCGACGCCUUCGCCCUCAAGAGCAGCGCCAAGAGGGACGGCGAGCACUACGUCCUCAACGGCUCCAAGAUGUGGAUCUCCAACUCGGACAUUGCCGGCUUGUUCGUCGUCUUCGUCAACGCCGAUCCCUCGGCUGGCUAUCGAGGCAUAACAGCGUUCCUGGUCGAGCGGGACACGCCCGGACUGAAGAUCGCGCGGCCGGAGUCAAAGCUGGGCCUGGAGGCGUCGGGCACCUGCGCCGUGCACCUGGAGGACGUGCGAGUGCCCGCCUCGGCCGUGCUCGGCAAGGUGGGCCAGGGCUACCGGUACGCGGCCUCGCUGCUCAACGAGAGCCGCAUAGGGAUCGGCGCGCAGCAGCUGGGCAUCGCGCAGGGCUGCCUCGACGCGACCGUGCCCUACACCCUCGAGCGCAAGCAGUUCGGCCAGGAGAUCUUCUCGUUCCAGGCGCUGCAGCACCAGCUCGCCCAGAUGGCCAUGGAGGUCGAGUGCGCGCGGCUGCUCGUCUACAACGCGGCGCGCAAGCUCGAGCACGGCGAGGACGUGAUGCGCGAGGCCGCCAUGGCCAAGCUCUACGCCUCGGAGAUGGCCCAGCGCGUCACCUCCAAGUGCAUCGACCUCAUGGGCGGCGUCGGCUUCACCAAGGACUACCCCCAGGAGAAGUACUUCAGGGACUGCAAGGCCGGCACCAUCUACGAGGGCACCAGCAACAUGCAGCUCACCACCAUUGCCAAGUCCAUCCGUCAGCAGUACUCUUGAGUUAUAAUAUCAAUAAGCCGGUGAAUUCCCAGCUUCGGACUGCUUGCUGCGGCGUGUGCUGUGCCAGACAUUCGAACGCUCGCCCAAGUACUUGCGUGCAUUGAGAAUAAAACUUGUCAUCCUUUCAA